AUGACUGCUUUUAUGCCUUUGCCACUCUACUCUUCACAACUCUCCUAGCUCCGAUGGCCGCUGCUGUCAUUUGUUCCCUCUCUGUCUCCUCUCCUCUACAUCCCAACAAAACCCCGAGCAUUUUAGUCCCAGAAAACUCUCUCCCCAACCUUCAAGUCUCCCCCAAGAGCCGCACGCUCCUACCACGUCCUUUUCUCUGCUCCCGAAACAGCCCCAUCUUGCACAGAUGCGCGUCAGUUUCCGGCAAAAACCUCUCCGCUGCUCCACCGUGCACAGGAAAUUAUGAGUUUUCUGAUGGCGCCACAGAAGUGGAGCUAAGAUUCGAUAUAUCAGCCCUUGGUGUUGAGAGCUCCGAUGACAUAUUUGUUGAUUUGGACGAUAGUUCUCUGCUAAUUAGGGUUAAAGCUUCUGGUACUCUUAGAACCCUAAUGCAAACGGAUUGCUUGUUUGAGAGGGUAAAACCAGCUGAAACUAUCUGGUACAUUGAUGAGGAUCAACUGGUUGUGAACCUAAAGAAGCGUGAGGCAGAACUCUGGUGGCCCGAUGCCAUGGAAUCCUGGGAUUCCCUCAGAUUAGGGGCUCCACAGCUCCUUAAAGGAACGUCAAUCUACGUCAUUGGAGAAUCCACAGAAAUUAAUCAAGAAGUUGCUAAAGUACUUGCUGUUGGCAUCGGGUAUGCAGUUUUUACUUGUAAAUUUUAUUUGGGCAUUUACAUGAUGACCAUUUAA
Molecule: messenger RNA, 728 nt
Organism: Phalaenopsis equestris
Lineage: Eukaryota; Viridiplantae; Streptophyta; Magnoliopsida; Asparagales; Orchidaceae
Product: probable inactive shikimate kinase like 2, chloroplastic
Exons: 3
Coding region: 54-728 (224 amino acids)
Source: RefSeq, a predicted model, not a curated record